AUGGGCCUAUUUGACAAGUUCUUGUGCACCUCGGCGACACCGUGCACACCUUUCGGCACGGGUUAUCUUCAAUUGGCAGACCGCGUUCAUGUUCAUUUCCAGUCCGAUGUUAACGCGCAGACUGAGAUGUGGACGACAUUGGCAGAUGGAAAUACCAUCGAAAUCGUGGAGCCUAGCAUAUGGAUUCAUGUCUGCAGCAUCGACGUCGCGACCUACGCGAAGGUAAGUGUGUCGGACACGAGCGCAGCCUUGGCGAUGGCAGGCUGCACGCCAAUGGCACCAGCACCGACGCCAGCACCGACACCAGAAUCAACGCACGCACCGACGCCAGGUCCGACGCCGGCACCCACCUCAACGCCUUCACCAGCACCUACACCAUCGCCGACGCAACCACCGACACCAGCACCGACACCAGCGCCGACGCCAUUGCCGACGCCAGCGCCGACGCCAGCACCGACACCAGCCCCGACAUCAGCGCCGACACCAGUGCCGACACCAGCGCCUUCGCCAGCGCCGACGCCAGCACCGACUCCAGCGACAGCAGCACCGACACUAGCACCAACGCCAUCACCGACACCAGCACCACCACCACCAACACCAUCACCCACCCCAACACCGACGCCAGCACCUACGCCAGAACCAUCAUCGGCACCAACACCAGCGCUGACACCUGCACCUACGCCAGAAUCACUACCACCGACGCCAUCACCGACACUGACACCGACACCAACACCGACACAAGCGCCGACGCCAGAACCAACAUCGACACCGGCACUAGCACCAACACCAGCAUCGACACCGUCACCGACACCAGCGCCGACACCAGCACCGACGCCAGAAUCGACACCAUCACCGACAUCAUUACCAAAGGUUGCUGCCGAGUACUCCGCGGACGAAAUUCUUCCACUUGGCGUGACUGCGUCUGACCUCAUGGCUUCUACUGUCUACAAGGCUGCCAAGAAGGAGGGCUUAGCUUCCGCUCUGUCCGUGCCCGCCUCCGACAUCACCAUCACAGGUUUCACCUUGGGUGUUCGCCGGCUCCACGUUGCUACCGGCCAGCUGUUGGGCUUUGAUGAGGUGGAGCUCACCGACGGCGCAGUCCUUGUGUUGACCAGCUUCGAGGUGGAGGCUGCUGACAUCAGCACUGCCACCGCCCUCUCCACCACGAUUGCUGGAGCCUCUUCCGCCGUCAAGGUCCACACUGACAAUGCCAUGGCUGUCGCCGACUGGAGCGGCGAGCCGUUGAUCGUCACCGCUCCGUCGAUGACGGCCGUGGUCAUGGCCAGCCCGACCGUGGUUGUACCCACGCCGGCACCGACGCCAGAACUCCCACCAAACAGUGGCCCCAACAUUGGCCCAGUCUCUGGCGUGGGCGACCCCCACCUCACCAACAUGUAUGGCGAGCGGUUUGACGUCUACAGGACGGGGGUUAUCAUCCUGUUGCAGAUACCGCGAAUGGUGGGUCCGCAGGAUACGCUGCUGCAUCUGGAGGCCGACGCAAGGCGCCUGGGCGAUGCGUGCUCUGAGGUGUUUUUCCAGACUGUGAGAAUAUCUGGGGCUUGGACGAACCAGAGUGCUGGGAUAACCUUCUUCGCGAAGUCGAGCGACAGGCCCAACAGAAUGGCGUGGACGCGAUUCGGCAGGAUCGACGUGAAAGUGGUGAACGGUAAGACUCGCGAGGGUCUCGAGUACCUCAACGUUUACGCGAGGAAGCUUGGGAAGGCCCAACAUCCAGUCGGCGGUCUCCUCGGGGGUGACACGGACGCCACGGCCACGACCCCCGAGGAGAGGUGCGCUCACGCCAUGGCCCUUGCCGCGUAUUGA
Prorocentrum cordatum is the source of this 1824-nucleotide messenger RNA. NCBI's taxonomy places the organism in Eukaryota, Dinophyceae, Prorocentrales, Prorocentraceae. The record is from the annotation of a GenBank genome assembly.